AGCCUGCAGUGCGCAUCUUGUCCCACAACUUCGGUAGAAACAUCUGACGGCUAUACUCCGAGGGCUGAUGAUUCUUUUCCUGCGGUGAUUCUUGUAUCCCGCCAUCCCUCAGUUUUGUGUUUAUUCCUGUUUUCAUUUUACCUCCUAACUCACGCUAGCGCUUCAGAAUGGCUUCCGAGAAAGCCCCUCUGCCUUUUGGCUACACCUUCAUGGCCGGCGCCAUUGCCGGUGUUUCUGAAAUUCUGGUCAUGUACCCUCUGGAUGUCGUCAAGACACGAGUACAACUCCAAACUGGCAAGGGCGGUGGUGCGGAUGCCUACACCGGCAUGCUUGACUGCUUCCAAAAGAUCAUCCGCAAUGAGGGCUUCUCGAGACUCUACCGCGGCAUCACCGCUCCGAUCCUCAUGGAGGCGCCCAAGCGUGCUACCAAAUUCGCCGCCAACGACAAGUGGGGCAAGUUCUACCGGGAACUGUUCGGCCAGCAGAAGAUGACGCAAUCCCUCUCCGUCCUGACAGGCGCGUCGGCCGGCGCCACCGAGUCCUUCGUUGUGGUGCCCUUCGAGCUGGUCAAGAUCCGUCUGCAGGACAAGGCCUCGGCCGGCAAGUACAACGGCAUGGUGGAUGUGGUGGUCAAGACGGUGCGCAACGAGGGCCUCCUGGCCAUGUACCAAGGUCUCGAAUCGACACUAUGGCGCCACAUCCUCUGGAAUGCGGGCUACUUCGGCUGCAUCUUCCAGGUGCGCCAGUUGCUCCCCAAAGCGGAUACCAAGAAGGGCCAGACCAUAAACGAUAUCCUUGCUGGUACCGUCGGUGGCACCGUUGGCACCAUCCUCAACACUCCCAUGGACGUCGUCAAGUCGAGAAUCCAAAACACAAUCAAGGUUGCCGGCCAAACACCGAAGUACAACUGGGCAUGGCCGGCGGUGGCAACGGUUGCCAAGGAAGAGGGGUUCGGCGCGCUGUAUAAGGGGUUCAUCCCCAAGGUGCUCCGGCUGGGACCUGGUGGCGGUAUCCUCCUCGUCGUUUACACCGGUGUGAUGGACUUCUUCCGCAAGAUGAGAGAUGGGACCGCCUAAAGAACAGAUACCCCCGAAGAGCCAGUCUGCUUGGGCUGUUUGAAUAGAAGGAUGGUUGUAUACAAAGGGAUGCAUAGCGCCUACAGGAUCUGUUUUGUCUACGUAGACUAGACCUUCCAGGGCGUCUGUACUCAAAACGCUAAGAGCUUCUGUCGAGACUCGCUCUUGAAUAAGAAAUCCGAUAUUGAG
Molecule: messenger RNA, 1265 nt
Organism: Chaetomium strumarium
Lineage: Eukaryota; Fungi; Ascomycota; Sordariomycetes; Sordariales; Chaetomiaceae
Product: mitochondrial carrier domain-containing protein
Exons: 6
Coding region: 168-1076 (302 amino acids)
Biological process (GO): mitochondrial ATP transmembrane transport; mitochondrial ADP transmembrane transport
Cellular component (GO): mitochondrial inner membrane
Molecular function (GO): ATP:ADP antiporter activity
Source: RefSeq, a predicted model, not a curated record